Messenger RNA from Epinephelus moara (kelp grouper), 1444 nucleotides. It is a transcript of the gene il1b, whose product is annotated as interleukin 1, beta. Lineage: Eukaryota; Metazoa; Chordata; Actinopteri; Perciformes; Serranidae. The transcript is spliced from 6 exons. Gene Ontology annotation, molecular function: cytokine activity. The record is from RefSeq and is a predicted model, not a curated record. Bases 185 to 997 code for a protein of 270 amino acids. Gene Ontology annotation, biological process: cellular response to lipopolysaccharide; immune response; inflammatory response.
CCUGAUGUCACUGUGAGAGAAAGUUCAUGUGUGAAGCCUCAACCUACAACCAGGAAGCUGAAGGGCUUAAAAGCGAGAGGCUCCGGCUGAGAGGCUCAGUCAGCCUGCAGGUGGGACGAGGCUAUCAUCUGGGAGCUUCAGUGACAUCAGUUACUUUUGAUCUUUAACAUUCUACGUCGAGACCAUGUGUGACUUCGAUCCGUCUCAAGCUUUGGACGACUCAUGUGAGGUCGAUGCAACAGGAUUUGAAUCCUCCUGCUUUAACAUGACGGAUCUUCGAGAUGAGAUCUUCAAACUCGACGAGGGACUGGACGUGGUGGUUUCCCACAACCCAAGAACCCUGCGGUCUGUCGCCUACCUGCUGCUGGGUGUGAACAGGAUGCAAAAGUCCCUGACUCAGUGCGGCAGGGAGCUCAGUGACGACGAGCUCUGCUGUGCCAUCAUGGACAGCCUGGUGACCGAAACAGUCGUGGAGAGGACUGCGAGCUCGGCGACCACGAGCGCGUCUGCCGAAGCCAAAAGAGUGUACGAGCGCGUCAAUAGCGGGAACCAGUGCACGCUGCUGGACCUUUAUCGGAAACACAUCGUCCUCACGUCAGAGGAGUGUCAGCUGCUCGCCGUCACUCUGAAAGGAGGAAACUGUGAACGCAAAGUGAAUUUCAAACUGGCGAGGUACAUCAGUUCCAUCAUCAAACCCGAUGAAAGUCUGACCGUCCUCCUGUCCCUGAAAAGCAACCUGCACAUUUCCUGCUCUAUGAAAGACGACAAAGCCGUGCUGACCCUCGAGGAAUGCAGCAAGGAAGAUUUAAAGAGCAUCAGUGAGGAUGGAGACAUGGACCGUUUCCUCUUCUUCAAGAGAACCAAGGGAAUGUGUGAGAACAUGUUUGAGUCUGUGAAGUACAGGGGCUGGUUCAUCAGCACCAGUGACGCCGAAAACCAGCCUGUGGAACUGUGUAAGGUGGACGCCAAGAGACACCUGACCUUCAGGAUGGACUGAGACGUGUCGCCUGGUCCUGUGCAGUGUUAAUGUAUGCAGCAUUAUGCUUCUGCCGCACCACUAGAUGGCGCCAUCGUCUCAGUUCUUCCCUGAGCCUGCAGUAAACACUGCCGCUGGUGAGAUUAUGAAUUAAUCCACUAAAUGUAGAUUUACUUUAUAUUAUCUUUACUCACUGACAAAAUGAUUUGUACAAACUAAAGUUCUCCUCUGGCAGAGAAAGUUGUAAAAGGAUAUUCCUCGAAACUAGUGAUUGUCUUUGUUCACUGAAUUACAUUUAUAUCUCUACAAAUGUUUUUUUGUUACGUGUUUUAAAACAAGAGGAAAGUGUGAUGGUGUUAAAUUGUUACGACAUUUUUGUGUAUUUUUUUGAAUACAUAAGCAUGCAAAAUAACUUUUUGGUUUGUUCAUGUAUUUAAAGUGUGUUUCUGUACUUCAAUAUUGACCCCU